UGAUCGUUUAGCUGAAAUGUAGCAAAUGUUUCACUGCUGUGGCUGUUUGAUUCAACACAAUUUACUUCUGAGGGAUUUUAACCGAGACCACAGCAGAGCUCUGCAACCAUGUCCUGCAACACCGAGGAAAGGAGCACCGAUGCGUCUAGGUGCUUCGGACAGUGUACCUACACAGCUGAGGAGUACCAGGCGGUGCACAAUGCUCUGCGUCAGAGGCUGGGACCAGAGUACAUCAGUACCAGAGUAGCUGGAGGAGGACAGAGGGUGUGUUAUGUUGAAGGGCAUCGUGUCAUCAGCCUGGCUAACGAGAUGUUUGGCUACAACGGAUGGUCUCACUCCAUCUCUCAGCAGAAUGUCGACUUUGUAGACCUCAUCAAUGGGAAGUUUUAUGUCGGAGUCAGUGCGUUUAUCAAAGUGCAGCUUAAGGAUGGGUCGUUUCAUGAGGAUGUAGGUUAUGGAGUCAGUGAGGGACUGAAGUCUAAAGCUCUGGCACUGGAAAAGGCAAGAAAGGAAGCUGUCACUGAUGGCAUGAAGAGGGCACUGAAAUGCUUUGGCAAUGCCCUUGGAAACUGCAUCCUGGAUAAAGAAUACCUCUUAGCCAUAAACAAGAUCCCCAAACAGCCUCCUCCUCCUCUCAACCCGACUAAGACCAAGCGCUCUGAGGGGGAACCCUUAGUGGAGAAAGCCCGGCUCUCCAGUCUGGCCCGAGAGGAAAAACUUUUAUCUGCAGCUGGUCCUGCCAGGAUGCCGCUAGAGCCCAAAGUGGUCGACCAGAACCAGAACUGUUCAGAAGUUCACACUCCUGAUGCUGGCCCUGCUCCCGACAGGAAGAGCGAGAACAUCGGCUCCAUGCCUGCCAUGGAUUCGUUGGACAUUGUCGGGUCUGAACUGCACACAGAUCCCAAACAACUGAGGAAGCUCCGACAGCAGCAGCUGCAGCAGAAGUUCAGGAAAGAGAUGGAGGCCAAGAAGCUGCAGCAGAAACAGGAUCAAGCCAAGUCUGAGGACACAGAGGUCGCUAUUGGACAAGGAUCCAGUGGAGGUCAUGAAGGUGUGAGCAACGGACGCCGGACGCCCAGCAGCAGGGAUCAGUAUUUAGCAGAUGAUCCUGAGAUGUGGGAUUUCACUCUAGAUGGGAUUGAGGAGCUGGAUGUGACAGGUGGGCCGUCGUCCAGAGGGCUCAAGCCCAGCACGCCUGGGAAUCAUAAGAUGCAGACGCGCAGUAAGACCCCCCAAAGACCCCCAGGAAGACCUCCAGACGAGGCCCAGUUGUACAGCAGAGGACAGGACAGGAAUCAGUACAUACCUCAACACCAGAACCAGGAUCAUGGUAGACCAGGCGAAGCCUUCAGUCCGUACAGACAAGGACAGUACAUGAAGAAAUGCAGACUGGACACCUGAGUAUUUGUCAACGCUUUCUAGAAUCCAUGAUUUUAUUUUUGUGUUUAUAUUCACUUUAGUGUGUAUACAUUUAUUAAGUUCAUUUUGCAAUGAAUUGGUGCUAUGUCUGUGAUGUUGAGAAAUGUUACCUGGGUUUGUAAAAAAUAAAAAUAAAAAAUCUUACCACUGAAGUCAGUCAGCUGUAGUUUUAGUUUCUGUCUAAAAACAGUGAUCUGAUCUGUCUAAUCAGGCUGCAGUGGUGAUCAAACCUUUUGAUCAUUCUUCUCAAAAAAGGAUUUCUUGCACUGUCCUUUUGUAAACGAUAUGUCAGAGAGAAGUAUUAAGGACUUGACACCAAG
Messenger RNA from Seriola dumerili (greater amberjack), 1739 nucleotides. RefSeq names its product RAD52 homolog, DNA repair protein (gene rad52). The record is from RefSeq and is a predicted model, not a curated record. Gene Ontology annotation, cellular component: nucleus. Gene Ontology annotation, biological process: DNA recombinase assembly; double-strand break repair via single-strand annealing; mitotic recombination. Bases 109 to 1401 code for a protein of 430 amino acids. NCBI's taxonomy places the organism in Eukaryota, Metazoa, Chordata, Actinopteri, Carangiformes, Carangidae. The transcript has 12 exons.